AUGACUACUCGGAUCCACUCAAUAGGUUCACCUGGUCGACGGCUUUAUUCCACUGCUCGGGGUGGCAACAAGCAAGUUGGUACGCCUCACUUCCCCUUGCGUGAGAUGCAAAUGAGCGUACAGGAGCGGACCGGAAUGAGCGAAAUUACUAAUAGAAAAUGCUUCGCCCGAACUACACCAGUCAAGUUGUGGGACAACAGGAUCGUCACUUGGUACCAGCUACAAGGGGUCUGGGCUGGCAUAGAUCCAUACCUUGUAAACCCACCCCUCUUCAGCGACUACGGACAGAACAGAACGAAGCCAUCGAAGUCGAAGACUAAGUCUCGACGCUAUACGGAUGUGCCCAACACACUCGAAAUUCGGGCUAUCCGUCCAGGGGAACUCGGUAUAGAAACCAUAGCUGAGUGUUGCGUAGAUCUAUAUGCUCAGCUCCGCUUCCAAAGCGUCGAUGGAACCGUUGCAACCCUGGUCAAGCAGAAGGCACCCUGCAUAUGUGAUCACCUCGAUCUCGCAAAACUCAUGUCACGCUCCAUGUCCGAAAAUCCCAUCGAGUUCCGCCCCGACAAUUUCACCCCCGCGCCUGACGCCAGCGUCGCGGACCUCCUCUGCAAAAUCGCCGACAAAAAGUCCUGGACGCCGGAUCCGAGUCGCCUGUACCGACGUCCGGAUAGACUGCUGCGCAAGAUCAAGGAGCAGGCGAUCUGUUGUGGGCUCAAGGGCGAUAAAUGUAGGACGUCUGUCGGCUUGCAGAGGGUUAGGGACAAUACUGCUGAGAAUACGGUGGGGUGGAUGAGGGAUUUGGUUAGGCUGAAGGUGGUGAGGAGGUGGAGGACUGAUGGGGGGACGGGAGAUGAGGAGUGGCAGGCGCAGAAUGGGGGUGUCGGUGAGGCUUGGUAG
This is a messenger RNA of Macroventuria anomochaeta, 897 nucleotides long. RefSeq lists its product as uncharacterized. Lineage: Eukaryota; Fungi; Ascomycota; Dothideomycetes; Pleosporales; Didymellaceae. The transcript has a single exon. The record is from RefSeq and is a predicted model, not a curated record. The coding region runs from base 1 to 897 and encodes 298 amino acids.